Molecule: messenger RNA, 1950 nt
Organism: Dicentrarchus labrax (European seabass)
Lineage: Eukaryota; Metazoa; Chordata; Actinopteri; Moronidae
Product: interferon-induced protein 44-like
Exons: 9
Coding region: 180-1166 (328 amino acids)
Source: RefSeq, a predicted model, not a curated record
UACAGCUUUUCAGAAUUUAACAGUAGUGUUAAUUUGGUCAUGAGAGACUGUAAAAAAAUGUGUGACACACCCAGUUGCACUCAAAGCUCACACCUAGACUGGACAGCUGCCAGAGAGGGAAAUUCUUUGAAAUCACAUGACACAAAAGAAACUGAAAGGAUUCAAAAACAUUUAAAGAUAUGUGGCCUCAGACGAUCCAUACCAGUACACAACACUGGACAGACAACAACAACUAUAGGACUGGACACUCAUCUUUGAAAUUCAGCAGGAGUAAAUCAUUACUUGCACUUCUUUCCACAGGAACAACUGAAGUCAUGGGAGGAUGGUUCUCCUUUUCCUCACCGCCUUUGAUUGAAGAAUGGAGGAAAAUACCAUGGGGCCACAAAGAGAGAGACCUUCAGUAUGUGGAGGAUUAUCAGCCUCAUAAUGAAGAACUCAGACAGCUCAGAAUUCUGCUUUAUGGACCGGCUGGUUCUGGCAAGUCCAGUUUCGUCAACUCUGUCGACAGUCUUUUGCAAGGCAGAAUCACUCGUCAGGCUUUAGUUGAUGCAACCUCUGGCGACAGCUUCACUGCUGAAUACAGAACCUUCAAUAUCCAAAAAGGAGGACCAGGAACAUUUUACCCUUUUGCCUUUACUGACAUUGUGGGCCUUCAGAACGGAACUAACAGAGGAGUUGGUGUGGAGGACAUCAAACAGGCCAUGAGGGGACACGUAAAAGAUGGAUAUAAUUUCAAUCCUCUCUCUACAAUAUCUGAGGAUGAUCACAGCUACAACAAAACCCCCACUCUAAAUGACAAAGUUCAUGUUCUGGUUUGUGUUGUCUCUGCCAACACAGUAAAUUUACUGAGUCCUGAAACUGCAAAAAAGAUGAGGGAUGUCAGACUCAAAGCCAGGGACAUGGACAUUCCCCAACUGGCUAUUCUCACCAAAAUUGAUGACGCCUGUCUAGACGUCAAAAGAGAUAUAAAGAACGUGUACAUGAGCAAGUCCCUGAAGAAAAAGAUAGAGGAAUUGAAUGUGUCGCUGGGUAUUCCACUGAACUGUAUCUUUCCUGUGAAGAACUACCACUCAGAGAUUUACACAGAUGAUGACAUUGAUACGCUGAUACUGAGCGCACUGAGACGGAUGAUUGAUUUUGGAGAAGAUUUUGUCAACAACCUGUAGACCUACAUACUUGCUUUAUCAGAGCAUGAAAAAAGCUAAUUUGCAAACACAAAUGUGUAGAAGUAAGGAAAUACAGUAGGCAGUAUCACUAUUUGGAUUUCAUUUGCAAGCAUAUAGUAUCCACUUUAAGUUAUUUUAUAACCUGUUCUCUAUUUUACCUUGUUGAAUAAAAUAUGCAUAAAGGCUUAAAACCUGCAUGUGCAUAAAGCAGACUUGUAUCAUUCUCAUCAUGCAGUUUAGUUUUUGCAUUGUUGCAUUGUUAGCUAUGCUUUGUUGAUUCAGGUGGUAAAUUCUGGAGUUGUAGUCUCCCAGUAAUCAUGAAUCUGGUGAUUAGCAGGUCCAAAGACAUCUAAAUGUUGAAGUUAAAACUGGGCUAAAUGUGGCUGAAAAUAUAUAUUCAAUUUAUUUAGACAUCUGGUUACAUAAUCUGCACCUGUUGUUUUAACAGCAUAUGUGUGUGUUUCAAUGUUUGAACCUGUUAUAUAUACGUACUACGGUACUGCUGUUCAGGUAAAACCACAAUAAAAAACUAAAUUAAUGAAAUGCAACAUUAGUUUCCCUUUAUUUAAUUCCUUCUAGUCCAUACAGUACACUAUACUGUAUUGCAAAAAGUCGAGCUUUAACUGUGGGAGCCAUUGUCUCAGUGACAUCCUCGGCUCCUGACUCGUUGCAACGAAGGUCAUGAUUGUGUCACACUGGUCAGAUUUAUCUGUGUACAAUGUGUAUGUGCACUCCUCCGUGGACUCAAAGCUGGCUUGGACAUUUCAGGCCAAGACAUAACACA